This is a messenger RNA of Exaiptasia diaphana, 833 nucleotides long. RefSeq names its product mental retardation GTPase activating protein homolog 4-like. The transcript is spliced from 4 exons. Lineage: Eukaryota; Metazoa; Cnidaria; Anthozoa; Actiniaria; Aiptasiidae. The record is from RefSeq and is a predicted model, not a curated record. Bases 114 to 833 code for a protein of 239 amino acids.
CAUUCGUUUGUCUCAAGAAGAAAUGCCGCUAUAAAUUGUACUGUUUUUUGCUCCCGAUUUCGAUAUAACRUCGGGUUUUUUCUUUCUUCAUGCUGUUUACACAUUGAAGUAAAAUGGCUCACGGCACAGAUAGGAAAAGUACCGUUGGUUUUUCACUGCAUCUWCGAGCCACUGAGUUGAUCAACGAUUUCCUGAAAGAAUCAGAAGGACAUUUUCAGUAUUUACAAGAAAUUCUUGCCGAGGCGAAGGAACAUUUUGCAAGGAGAGACAGUGUCCAUCUUCUUCCAAAGACACCAUGUACAAAAACAAAGCGAAGGCGUAUCAUAAAAGAUCCUCAGGCUUCCCCAACUCUGGCAUCACCUCCUGUUCAAAAUMUCCCUGCUGAAASUGUCUGUAAUACACCAGGCAAUGCCSAAACCUCAUCAUCACAUCUUUCUCCUAUUGAGAAUGCYGAUGCCUCACUAAAUGAAAGUAAACGCACAACAAGAUCAACCAGAACAAGAGCUAGCAAGCAGAAGAGAUCCUCAAGACCAAAGAGAAAACAACCAAGACGAGGAGCUAAAAAAGCCAGUGAYAUKGAUGAUGGUGCUGAAGUAAAAGAAGAUGUAAAUGUAAGGGAUAAUAGUGCUACAACAGCAAAUGAUAAGGUAGUUACUCCCAAACGUUCCACUAGAAGUAAAAGGAAACAAACUGACAAUGAAUCUGAUGAAGCUACGAAGAAAAAGAAUCGAAAUGAUGUUAACAAAGAUCAGAUUGUUAAAAAUAAAACACCAUCUCCAAGAAAGUCAACCAGAAAUAAAAGAAAAGAAAGUGAACAAGAACCAGUGUUCUGA